Molecule: messenger RNA, 287 nt
Organism: Acaulospora morrowiae
Lineage: Eukaryota; Fungi; Glomeromycota; Glomeromycetes; Diversisporales; Acaulosporaceae
Source: the annotation of a GenBank genome assembly
UCCAUGAGAGUUUUGGGGAUGAUAUGUGGAAGAAGUUUGAUUAUAAGGAGCUUGAUAAGCUUGAUUACCCAUUAAUAUAUUCCCUGAGAGCGGUAUAUAAUGAUAUUAAAUAUAAUAUUCGUAAUCUUAGGAUAAAUAAUAGAAGUAGUAUGAAGAUAAAAAUGAUGAAUGAUGAUAGGGAUGGCAUCAAUAGUAAAAAGAGAGCACGUAGUGAAUCUGACGAUGAUGAUUCCUCUGAUGACUCUAAAAGGGUCUCUGAUGACUCAAAGAGAGUCAAGUUGAAAUAA